AUGCUUGGUGGGGGUAGCAGAAGCAGCACAAGACUUGGACAAUCAUCACGUUCAUGUCCACCCAGAAUGGUUAAAAUUUCAGCUGAGCCUUCUUCUAUCUCUUUCUCUUCUGUAGCACCUCUUAAAAGACACGAUGUUUUCAUAAGUUUUAGAGGUGAGGACACGCGCAACAGCUUCACAAGCCAUCUCUAUGCUGCCUUUCAGCAUAACAAGAUCCAAGCCUUCAUUGAUAACAGGCUUCACAAAGGGGAUGAGAUCUCUCCCUCUAUUUUUGAAGCCAUCAAACACUCAAACCUUUCUGUGGUUGUUCUCUCAAAGUACUAUGCUUCCUCCACAUGGUGCUUGCGUGAACUCGUCAAAAUACUUGAACUCAAGAAACGUGGUGGACACAUUGUGAUACCUGUGUUCUAUAAGAUUGACCCUUCCCAUGUAAGGAAGCAGACAGGAACUUAUGGGAUGGCGUUAGAAAAAUAUAAAAGAGAUGUUAAGCACAACAUGGCCUUGUUACAGAAAUGGAAAGCUGCUCUCAGUGAAGUGGCCGAUAUAGCUGGAUGGGAAUUAAAGAAUUUUAGGUAA
This is a messenger RNA of Sphenostylis stenocarpa, 576 nucleotides long. The record is from the annotation of a GenBank genome assembly. NCBI's taxonomy places the organism in Eukaryota, Viridiplantae, Streptophyta, Magnoliopsida, Fabales, Fabaceae.